This is a messenger RNA of Lachnellula hyalina, 1296 nucleotides long. RefSeq names its product Protein arginine N-methyltransferase (gene RMT2). Lineage: Eukaryota; Fungi; Ascomycota; Leotiomycetes; Helotiales; Lachnaceae. The record is from RefSeq and is a predicted model, not a curated record. The transcript has a single exon. Gene Ontology annotation, molecular function: protein arginine N5-methyltransferase activity. Bases 1 to 1296 code for a protein of 431 amino acids. Gene Ontology annotation, biological process: peptidyl-arginine methylation. Gene Ontology annotation, cellular component: cytoplasm; nucleus.
AUGGAUGACCCAGCCUUCACCCUCCCGACUCUAAAUCCAAUCGACGAAAAUACGCAAACAAUCCUCCUGCACGCCUCCCAGCACAACCUCGCAGCCCUCAAACCCCUGCUGCGCAUCCCGGGGAACGCAUCUGUGCAAGAUCCGGAAACGGGGUUCACGCCGCUGCAUGCUGCGAUUGCGGCGUGUGAAGAUGAGGAGGGGAAUUCUUCUGAAGUGGUUGUAUGGGAGGUGGGUGGGGAGAAGGGGGAUGGGGAGAAGGUGGAUAUAGAGAAGGCUAAGGAUGUCGUGAGGGAGUUAUUCAUGUCGGGCGCGAUUUGGAAUGAUCUCGAUGUAAGGAAUGAGACGCCAGGGUGCCUGGCGUGGAGGCUGGGGACGAAGACGAGGGACUUGUAUGAGCUGUGUGUGGAGGCGGGGGUUAGGGCGGAGAUGCUGUUAGGGAUUAUGGGGAGGUAUGAGGCGUUGGAUAGUGGGGAUGAAGAGGAUGAGGAGGAGGGAGAGGCCGAUGUCGAUGCCAUGGAGAGCGAAACGAAUGGGCAUACGGCAGAAGGGGUGGAGGGUGAGGGGGAAGAAAAGAAAGAUGUCAACUCCGCGGAUUACCUAGCCUCGACCCUGAAAUUCGAAGACGAUAAACUGCUAGAUGCCGACGCAAAUGGUGUCAUGAUGGCCUGGGAAACCAAUAUCAUGCGUCGCAGUGUCGAUCUCCUCCUACCGAACCAGAACCAGCAAGCAGGAGAAGGAGCCAGGAUCCUGAACAUCGGGUUCGGAAUGGGCAUCAUAGACCGCAUGUUCGCAGCCACCAAACCACGCUCGCAUCACAUCAUCGAAGCACACCCCGCGGUUCUAGAGAAACUGGCAGCAGCAGACUCGGACUUCAGCAGUGCGUGGGAGAGCAGCGCGCCACCAGGAGGGAAAUACGUGGUUCAUAAGGGCAGAUGGCAGGAUACGCUACCCGGACUCUUGGAAAGUGGAGAGGUAUUUGACGCCAUCUACUUCGACACGUUCGGGGAAGAUUACAGCGCGCUAAAGGAAUUUUUCUCCGAGUUCGUGCCGGGACUACUCGAUGAGAAUGGGCGGUUUGGGUUCUUUAAUGGCCUGGGUGCUGAUAGGAGGGUGUGCUAUGAUGUGUAUACCAGGGUUGCGGAGUUGGAUUUGAGUGAAGCAGGGAUGGAUGUGGAGUGGACCGAUGUGCCUGUGGAGGAGUUGGGUGGUGAGGGUGAGGGGGAGUGGAAGGGUGUCAGGAGACGGUACUGGACAUUGGAUACAUAUAGGUUGCCGAUUUGCAGUUUCUUGGCUUGA